CCCUCAAACACAUCUUCAGAAAGUGAGCCCUGACAAAAAAGCAGCAGGAAACAGGAAACGUUCAGGCUCCUGUGAGCUGGGAGCCCCACACAGCAUCAUGCCUGAGAGGGGCCAAGGUAACUUGAGGGCUCCCGGCUUCCUCCUCAUCUUCUCACUGCUGCUUGGGAAGCACCGGGGUUUUGCUACCGAUUCAGAAUAUUCUGGAGAAGGGUCAUUAUUUGUCAGAGAAGAAAUAAUCCCUACAAAUGAUGUAAAACUGACUUCUGUCACAGAACAAGGAGAAGAUGAUUUCAGCAUGGUGAAUAGCUUCCAAAUUCCAACUACAUCUCCCUCACCUGUGUCAGAGAGCGUGUUGAGCCCAGAGUUUCUGCUAAUGGUGGGGGUCCCACUGGUGUUACUGCUUCUGCUGUCUUUGCUGGUGGUUUUCCUUGUAAGAUACAAUAGAAGAACAAAAUCCAAGCCAGUGUCUUCCAGUCAAGGAUCUCAAAGUGCUUUACAGUCAUAUGAACUAGGAAAUGAAAACAUCAAAAGCCCUAUUUUUGAAGAAGAUACACCCUCUGUCAUGGAAAUAGAAAUGGAAGAUCUGGAUAAAUGGAUGAACAGUAUAAACAGAAAUGCUGAAUGUGAGUGUCUGCCCACAGUCAGAGAAGAAGAGAAGGAGUCAAACCACAACGCCAGUGAUGCUGAAUCCUGAAGGUGAACAGUGUCCAUGUUUUUCCAAGAGGAACAACCCACAAGGGAGUCUGUAAAGCUUGCCAAUAGAGAAUGAAAUGGAUAAGAAUUUAAUUAAUUUCAAAUAACUGUAGACACAAGAACUUUUCCCUUUCUCUUGCUGCGCCCACUCUUCAUAACGCUGAUGACAUCACCUGGAUCUGGAGGGAUGUACAAAGGCAGACAUUCUGGAAAUGAGUUCUGGCUUCAGAAAUGAGCUCUGGCUUCAAUCCACAAAUCCCCAAGGUCCUCUGCUGCUGGACUCUGCAGCCUGUGGUUGUCUUUUCUUCUUCUUCAACUUUCCAUUGACUAUGACAUGUGACUCUACCUCACUGUAUUCACCUGCGAGAAAUCUUUGUUAGCUUUUAGUUCUUCAUGGCUGGAAUCCAAUCCUUGGUUCUCUUUUACAGAUCGAUAAGUUUCUUUGGGUAACCUCAUUGCUUCACCUGUUUUACAUGUGUCUGUAGACCAUAUAAGUCUGAUGGUAGAUAAGGCUUCACUGAAUAGGUCAAUUGUGUCACAGAAUUGGCUCCAGCCAAAAUCAGGGUUUUAAUUUAAGAUAUAAUUUCUGUGAGGACUGAUAAAUCUGUCUGUAUUUAGCAGGUAACCCAUAACUACUGAAGUGCUGUGUUAUUUGUAGCCUAUCAUCACCAGAUCUAGCCGAGUUCCCUUAAACAGUCCUUGUGAAUUCAGGAAAGAGCUUGUAAUUUUAACAGUUCUUUUUGUUCUGAGCUUUCCCUUGAAGCAAAAAUCAUCUUCAGUUUUGGUCAGUUCUUUCCCCUAACUCAGGCAGGUUCUUAAGGUGCUGCUCACUAUUGGUGUUUAUACUAAUGGGGAGUGGGAGGGGGAAGAGAAGUAGGAGAGUAUCAGUGAACUUGUCCUUUCUAAUACGCAAAGAAAAUAAAAUUCUGAGGGCUAAUUAAAUUACUAACAAAAGAUAAAACAAAGAAAGGAGAGGGGGGGAGGAGGAAAAAGGGAAAGAAAGGAAGGGAGAAAGACAAAGAAAGGAAGGAAGGAAAGGAAGAGAUGGAGGGAAAGGAAGGAGGAAAGGAAGAAUUGAUUCAACCUUGACCCACAAGGCAAUCCACUUUUCUAAGACAUGUGACAAUUUAUUUGAGGCAAGUCAUGAUGAAUGAUACUUUUAUAUAUUUUGCUAUCCAUGUACCUCCUGAGGGGCUGGUGGGCUGGUGAAACACUCUCGUGGGCUGCUGGAGUUCUAAUGCUUGUUUGUAAGACUGCCCUGAGGUAUAGUAAAGCAGCUGCCCCCUUUUCAUUGCCCACACAAGUACCUGCAUUCCUAACUAUGCUGAGAACUUGAAGGCAGAGUUCCAACCCCAUGGUGUCUUAUCUGUUUGCAUGCCGGGAGGUUAAUAAUCCUUUUCUCUCUCUACUCAACAGGGGAUGUCUUUCUAGUGUAAUUGUUUUCCCCUCUCUUGAAGCUAAAUCCCCAAGUCCAGUUCUGUAUUUUUUUUUCCUUCCUGACUGCUCAACCAGGUCCAAUUUAUUCAGUCUGCUAUUACAGAGAAUCUUAUGGACAACAGCAGCAAAAGCAUUCAAAAACCCUGUCUUGGAUCUUUAGGGGGGAAAAGACUUUUUCCUUAGUGAGGAUAGAAACUCCUAGAAAUAGGAUCUUGAACUGUGAUUUCUUCAGUAUAGAAAACUUGAAGAGGAAACUCUUCACUAAAGCAGGCGUGCACCUUCUCUUCCACUUAUAAGUCUUACAGAAUUGCCUAGAUCACUGAGAGGUUAAGUUAUUUGCCCAGGAUCACACUCUAAAAGAUAAUCACUCAUUCCAAAAAUGACUGAAAGAAUAUUGUGUCAUUUCAGACUUGGAGGAAAACCAAGUCUGGGUGCUCUUUUCUAUUUAAUCCAUUUGCCAUACUCCCAAAUCCCUGGUGGCCUCAGUCUCUCCUGCUGUUCUAAAACACACAGUUGUCCUUUGAUUUUCCCCAAACUUUAGAGUGUUCUGUUCUCUUUCAGUCCCCCUAUAGCCAGAGAAAUUCCAGGAUGUCAUUUCAUUGACAUAAGGUUCUAAAUGGGACAUAUUGCCUGUGAUUGGAUUUAAGAACCAACAUUUGCCUUAAAUUUCACUUAAGACGAGAAUAAGAUUGCUCAGGAAUAUGAAUAUUAUCUGAGAUUUACAUUUAGUUUUGAGUCAUAAGAUCAUAGAUCUGGAGAAGGAAGAGACUAAAGAAGCAGAUCUCUUUCCAUCUCUGAGGAAAUAACCCCAGCUCAGACAGGUAAUAGUCAUCUAAGGUGGGAUUUGGACCUAGAUAUUCAGAUGUGAGAAGCAGGGCUCUUUCUGUAGUCCUUAGAAAAUUUAUUCAAUAACAUUUUCCCUUCUUCCUUUCCCUUAGCGUUACAUUUUCUUUUCUUUACAUUCCAUAUACAUGUACAUAAUUAAUUACCAAGCAAGUUCUCAGGAGGCCAGCUCCUCCCAGAAGGAGAUUUUGAGAAGUGGGGCUGCUGGGGAUCAGUAUUGACAGGGAAUAACUAGAAUUAACAGAUGGUUACACUUCUCACUUUUUCCCCCAGAGGAGGAAAAAACCCCCAACAACUUCUAGGUCACUAGUUGUUCAGUCAUUUUCAGUCAUGUCUGACUCUUUAUGAUGCAUUUUUUAUUUAUUUGACUGUUGCCUUCACUUCCAAGAAAUAUAAAGAAUAUUAAUAAUAUUAUUAGCUAGCAUUUUAUAGCUUUUUAGAAUCUGCACAGCACUUUACACCUAUUCUAUUGUUUGAUUCUCACAAUCAUAUUCUCUGGGAGUAGGUUUCUUGGGGGGCUUCUGGAGGCAGCCUUCGUUUCAGU
Messenger RNA from Sarcophilus harrisii (Tasmanian devil), 3517 nucleotides. RefSeq names its product transmembrane protein 154 (gene TMEM154). Bases 98 to 694 code for a protein of 198 amino acids. The transcript is spliced from 7 exons. The record is from RefSeq and is a predicted model, not a curated record. NCBI's taxonomy places the organism in Eukaryota, Metazoa, Chordata, Mammalia, Dasyuromorphia, Dasyuridae.